Dibothriocephalus latus is the source of this 342-nucleotide messenger RNA. The record is from the annotation of a GenBank genome assembly. NCBI's taxonomy places the organism in Eukaryota, Metazoa, Platyhelminthes, Cestoda, Diphyllobothriidea, Diphyllobothriidae.
ACUUCGCCCGGCGCUGGGGAUCCCGGAGACCUAACUGAGGAUACGCUUCUUGCUAGGGCGUCAUUCGCGGCCUCACAGUACGUUCGGGAAGCGCGGAGUGUCCUCUUCGGGGAGGAGGCGGAGGAGGAUGCCGACGAAUUUUUGGCUGCUUCGAGCCACCCGCCUGCCCAGGCUGGCACUACCUCCAUUGCCGAUGAAACUGAGGACUUUGAGGAUCUUUUUCUAGAACCUAAUGAUGCGGACCAUUUUCCACCCGAUGACCUUGCUGUCUUUCGUGACCCGACUUCUCCAACUGCAGACGACAUCAUCGAGUCGACUUUUGCUGAGGAAGUCCCUGUGUAA